CAGAGCACCAGCACCAUGCCUAUGACCCUGGGAUACUGGAACACCCGCAGACUGACUCACCCCAUCCGCCUGCUCCUGGAAUACACAGACUCAAGCUAUGAGGAGAAGAGAUACGUGAUGGGGGAUGCCCCCGACUUUGACAGAAGCCAGUGGCUGAGUGAAAAAUUCGAUCUUGGCCUGGACAUUCCCAAUCUGCCCUACUUAAUUGAUGGGUCCCACAAGAUCACCCAGAGCAACGCCAUCAUGCGCUACCUUGGCCGCAAGCACCACCUGUGUGGGGAGACAGAGGAGGAGAGGAUUCGUGUGGAUACUUUGGAGAACCAGGUCAUGGACACCCGCAUCCAACUCAUGAUAGUCUGCUGCAGCCCUGACUUUGAGAAGCAGAAGCCAGGGUUCUUGAAGACCAUCCCUGAGAAGAUGAAAAUCUACUCUGAGUUCCUGGGCAAGCGGCCAUGGUUUGCAGGGGACAAGAUCACCUAUGUGGAUUUCCUUGCUUAUGACAUCCUUGACCAGUACCGUAUGUUUGAGCCCACUUGCCUGGACGCCUUUCCAAACCUGAAGGACUUCUUGGCUCGCUUUGAGGGCCUGAAGAAGAUCUCGGCCUACAUGAAGAGCAGCCGCUUCCUCCAAAGACCUGUGUUUACUAAGGUAGCCCAGUGGGGCACUGAUUAGGCUGCUGCCAUGCUGUGGCAUUCACAGGGAGGAGCUGUUCAUACAGGGAUCCUGCAGGCCCUGGGGACAGCUGGCCUUCUGCACUGCUGCCUCCAUGCU
Molecule: messenger RNA, 771 nt
Organism: Acomys russatus (golden spiny mouse)
Lineage: Eukaryota; Metazoa; Chordata; Mammalia; Rodentia; Muridae
Product: glutathione S-transferase Mu 3
Exons: 8
Coding region: 16-672 (218 amino acids)
Biological process (GO): glutathione metabolic process
Molecular function (GO): glutathione transferase activity
Source: RefSeq, a predicted model, not a curated record